Molecule: messenger RNA, 1441 nt
Organism: Adelges cooleyi (spruce gall adelgid)
Lineage: Eukaryota; Metazoa; Arthropoda; Insecta; Hemiptera; Adelgidae
Gene: Zip48C
Product: zinc transporter ZIP11
Exons: 7
Coding region: 249-1244 (331 amino acids)
Biological process (GO): zinc ion transmembrane transport
Cellular component (GO): membrane
Molecular function (GO): zinc ion transmembrane transporter activity
Source: RefSeq, a predicted model, not a curated record
GCGAGCAGCGUUAGAUUAAAAUAACAUGUAAACACAAGUGCUCCAUAGUGUUGCUUAAUUUUUUUUUUUUAAUUGUUUCAAUAAAUAUACAAUAUGACAACUCAAUACGUUAAUCGUGUUCGUAUAAUAUAACACAUCUAAACUGCUGCCAUCCGUCACCAAUGAGUUACAUAAAUCGACUUUUCUACUUUACAAUUAUUGUUCUCAACUCGUAAGCCGAGAUCGUUGGCCUAUACAUUUUAAAUAAUAUGUUACCGAACUUCAGUCCGAUAGUACAAACCCUCCUAGGGACAUUAUUCACAUGGGGACUUACUGCUAUAGGCUCCAGCCUCAUACUAGUCUUCAGCGGAACACAAAGAAAGCUGCUCGACGGCAGCUUAGGGUUUUCAAGUGGUGUCAUGAUCGCCGCGUCGUAUUGGUCGUUGUUGGCACCCGCAAUUGAACUCGCCGGCCAGAAUAGUACUUACGGAGACAAUGGAGAGUUUGCAUUUGUUCCGGCUUUGGUCGGUUUCCUCUUUGGUGCUUUAUUCGUGUUCCUCUCGGAUGUUCUCAUAUCUUCGUACGAAAUGGACGUGCUCAACAUGCUUAUUCCUGAAGCCACGCCAUGCAUGGAGAAAAAGUUAAAAUGUGAAUAUGACUCAAACGAUUUUACAAACUGUAGUACUACGUAUAAGUCUUCAAUUAUAAUUGAAGGAGAAGCUCGACAGCGUAUUUGCAAAACAGACGAAACGUCACCAGAUUACACGCAAAUGGAAUGCGACGACAACACUGUGAAGAUGUGCAGCUGGAAACGAAUACUGCUAUUAGUGAUAGCCAUCACGGUGCACAAUAUCCCCGAAGGCCUAGCGGUCGGUAUAGCAUUUGGAGCCGUGAAUUCUUCGCCGUCAUCUACGUUUAACAGCGCCAGGAACCUUGCCAUGGGAAUCGGCAUACAAAACUUUCCGGAAGGGCUGGCCGUCAGUCUACCGCUGCAAGCUGCCGGAUGUUCCAAAUGGAAAAGCUUUUGGUACGGCCAGCUAAGCGGCAUGGUGGAACCCAUAGCCGGUAUGCUGGGCAUAUUGGCCGUGUCCACGGUCCAACCGUUGUUGCCUUACGCCCUGGCAUUCGCCGCGGGCGCUAUGAUCUACGUGGUCGUCAACGACAUCAUACCGGAGUCGAAUUCCAGCGGCAACGGGAAGCUGGCCAGUUGGUGUUGUAUCGUGGGUUUCGUUGUGAUGAUGUCAUUGGACGUGGGACUCGGUUGACUCGAUUAGGUAUUACCGUGUAAACUUUCCUUUGCAUUUUUUCCUACAGAGUUGACCCAAAUUUUGAAAUUUUAGUUUGUUUUUUUUUUUUUGUAAUAUUAAAUAUCACCCACCUAAAAUGAUUUAACUCAUGAUUUAUUUAUCGUACCAAGUGUAUUAUUAUUGACGAUAAUAAUUUAUGUAUGAAUACGUCGAUU